AUGACUCCUUUCCCUAUCUCCAAAGGAAAGCCCUGCGUCUUUCCCUUCAUCUACAGAGACCGCACAUUCCAUACUUGCACCAAUGAGAACUCAGAAGAUGGGAGAUUUUGGUGUGCUACAACAGGAAACUAUGACAAGGAUAAGCAGUGGAGAUAUUGUGCUGAGUCAAGUAAGUCAGAAAUAAAAGACAGGAGAGAAAAACUGGGACAUUUUAAAAGCAGCUGUAACUCCAACGGCAAGCCCUGCGUCUUUCCCUUCAUCUACAGGGACCAUACAUUCCACACUUGCACCAAUGAGAACUCAGAAGAUGGGAGAUUUUGGUGUGCUACAACAGGAAACUAUGACAAGGAUAAGCAGUGGAGCUAUUGUACUGAUUCAAGUAUCUCCAACGGCAAGCCCUGCGUCUUUCCCUUCAUCUACAGAGACCGCACAUUCCAUACUUGCACCAAUGAGAAUUCAGAGGGUGGGAGAUUUUGGUGUGCUACAACAGGAAACUAUGACAAGGACAAGCAGUGGAGCUAUUGUGAUGAUUCAAACCAAAAGGAAGCUAAUGUCUUUAAGAUAUCUAGACACCUACAGAUACCUCUUAAUAAGUCCAAGGUUAAGAAGUGGGAAGACAAGAGAGACCAACCAAAGAUGAGGGUCAGGGCAUUGGACCCUCUACAGCGUCUCUCUCUCUCUCUCUCUCUCUUUCUCUCUCAUGAAGCAUACUCCAACAGCAAGCCCUGCGUCUUUCCCUUCAUCUACAGGGACCGUACAUUCCACACUUGCACCAAUGAGAACUCAGAAGAUGGGAGAUUUUGGUGUGCUACAACAGGAAACUAUGACAAGGAUAAACAGUGGAGCUAUUGUGCUAGUUCAAGUAAGUCAGAAAAAGGGACAGGAGAAAUAAAAUUGGAACAUUUUAAAAGCAGCUGAAAAAAAAUGGAGGAAUACUUUGGACUUUCCCAGCUACAUUGGGACACAUUUGUAAAACUGUUAUUUGUAGAUCAGCAUGUGUUUAUCAGCUCUGUUGUUUCUAGCUAGCAUAAAGAUGAAUUAGGAAAAGAGGUUGAUAUAUUCCACUCCAAACUAAUUAAGUGGGCAAUAUGUGUUCAGACCUUUAGUCCUCUCUCCUUCCUCAAAUCUCAGGCCCCUGCGUUAUAUGGCAGUGUAGAUCCAACCUGAUAGGAACUACUGCUUCUUCUAGGAAGCAGGGAGAUGAUUCCUGGGCCCCUUCCACAUAGCU
This is a messenger RNA of Anolis carolinensis (green anole), 1228 nucleotides long. RefSeq names its product epididymal sperm-binding protein 1-like. Gene Ontology annotation, molecular function: heparin binding. Gene Ontology annotation, cellular component: cell surface. Bases 1 to 918 code for a protein of 305 amino acids. Gene Ontology annotation, biological process: sperm capacitation. The record is from RefSeq and is a predicted model, not a curated record. The transcript is spliced from 4 exons. NCBI's taxonomy places the organism in Eukaryota, Metazoa, Chordata, Lepidosauria, Squamata, Anolidae.